UGACUUCCGAGUUCAGGCGUUCCACGGAUACACGCUCCCGAUCAGCUCGCAGCGAACAGCCGAUCUCCGCCGUCAACAGCGCAGGAGACCCAAUUUAUCUCCCGCCACGUAUCCCGAUUCACGUGCCUCAUCCCAAGUACAAAACCUACCAGUGGUGGGUCCCACUCCAGCCCAUGGGUACGUGUCGCCCCUCCACUUGCAUGCCGAUACAACUCUCUUGUUCCACGGCGGUCCGCUCCUCCGCCCCGAUUCGCCCCGCCGCUCCGGCCCCGCCUCCCUGGCGAUGCACCUGACCGCUCCUCAUCUCACAGUUCCCCGUCGAUGAAGAUCCAACCCUUAGGGUUUCAAACAAAAAUUUCUGAGGUUAUUUCCCGUCCCUAAUUUCUGCUGAGGUUCCCAAUCUCAGAUCUUUCUCUUCCUAGGGUUUCGAUUUCGUUCGAUUUCCCUCCAAUUCCACCGCCAUGGUGCGGAUCUCCGAGAUAACGGAGGACGCGGCGAACAAGGAGGGCGAGCCGAGGGAAGGAGAUGGAGAGCCGGAAGAGGAGGAGAAGACCGAGGAGAGGCUCCAAGAAGAACGAGACGAGACGAAGGAGAGAACCCGAGAGCCGGCCGAGAGCAAUCCCGCCGAGCUGGCUACGCCGCCGGCUGAGGACCCUAACGAGGAGACCCCGCAGCCGGCCGGGAAAGUGCUCUCCAACGAUUAUGCCCUCCGGGUGGCCUACAUCAUGCGCAGCUACCUCUCUAUGCGGCAGGGCGGGGCGGCCGCGGGCACCGCCGAAGACGCCGCCGGCUGCGGGCCGGGGGAGGAGGAGAGGUGCCGGGCGAUGAUGGAGGUGGUAAGGAAGGAGAGCGGGAGGUGGGCUGUGUCGAGAGUCGUGUUGGAGCACACCCACCCGCUCGAGCCGCCGCCUGACCCCGCCGGAGCGCUCGCCGGCGGUGGGCUUCUGCCGAGGGUGGACAUGGAAUUUGAUUCCGUUUCGGCUGCGAAGGCAUACUAUAGUACGUAUGGUGAGAAGAUGGGGUUCAAGGCCCAGAUGGGCUCUGGGAAACGGUCGAGGGGUAAUCGGAUUUUGAUCAUGCAGAGGUUCUUGUGCUCGAAAGGGAGCUACCCUCCCUAUGGAAGUGCUGCCGAUAGUGCUGCGAGGAAGAGGAAGCGCGGUCCUUAUAAGAAGAGAGCUCAAAAGGAUGCAGAAGAAGCUAAGAAAGAUGGUGAAGUGGUAGAGGUAAUCCAGGUUGAGAGUUUGUCGAAGAAGCCAGGGGCAGUGGGCGAUGAGCACGGAGGAGAGGCCCAAGGUGAUCGGCCGAAAAAAAGAACAUUUCUGGCAGAGAGGGAUUUGAUGCCAAAAGAACCAGCAAGAGAGAUUAAUUCAGUAAAGGAUUCAGCUGCAGCGGACAAGGGGCAGGAUGGUGGAAAGGUACCUUUGGUAUCGAAUCCAGCUCAGUCUAAGUUGCUGAGAGAUCUUGGGAUAAGGGUGUCACGUUACACCCAUGAGGAAAGGAGGGAUAUAGUUCGCAAGUACAUGCAGAAGAAGAGCAAUAGACAAGCUGUCGAUAGAUCCAUUAAGAUUCCUUCCCGGCAAGCUCUGGCAGAAAGAAGGCAGCGAGGUGUUGGAGGCAAAUUUCUUAGUAAAGAAGAGAUGCAGACCUUGAAUAGACAGGAGGAACCAGCAGAAGAAGAGCCAGAAUUACCUGAAGAAGUAGUUGCAAAUGCUGGGGGAGUGCCAAUAGUUGGUAUGGUGUUUGAAAAUGAAGCUAAAGCCUAUGACUAUUAUGUCAAGUAUGCUGGAAGUGUAGGUUUCAGUGUUCGGAAAGGUGGGUGGGAUAAAUCUGCUAGAAACAAUACUCGAUCAAGGGUGUACAUAUGUUCAAGAGAGGGGUUUCGCCCUAAGAAUGAGGCAAAGAGACCUAGGCCCGAAACAAGAACUGGUUGCCCUUCACGGAUGGCUAUCAAAAUCACAUCAAGUGGUAAAUACCGUGUGACUGAAUUUGUGCCUGACCAUAACCAUCAGCUUGCAGCCCCAUUAGAUAUUCAGAUGUUAAAGUCUGAGAAGUUGUUAACAAAGGUUCAACCUAGAGGUUGCGAAAAGGCUAGUCUAAUCCCUGCUGGAUAUAAAAAUUAUCUACGGGCAAAACGUUCGAAGGAUAUGCAGGUGGGUGAUACAGGAGCCCUGUUGGAAUACUUACAGAAGAUGAAAGGUGAUAAUCCUUCUUUCUAUUAUGCCAUUCAAGUUGAUGAAUAUGAUCAAAUGACCAACGUCUUCUGGGCAGAUGCAAAAUCCAUGAUAGAUUAUCAUUAUUUUGGUGAUGUGGUAUGUUUUGACACAACCUAUAAAGCAAAUAAUUCUGGCAGGCCGUUUUCUCUAUUCAUUGGUGUCAAUCAUCAUAAGCAAACUGUUAUCUUUGGUGCAGCAUUUCUGUAUGAUGAAACUGUGGAAUCUUUCAAGUGGUUGUUCGAGACAUUCAAAACUGCAAUGAGUGGGAAGCAACCGAAAACAAUAUUGACGGAUCGAUGUGCAGCUAUAAGAGAUGCAAUAGGUGCUGUUUGGCCAGGUACCACCCAACAUUGUUGUGUGUGGCAAAUAUACCAACAUGCUAUGAAACACUUAGCCCAUGUCUUUGAAGCGUCUGAAACUUUUGCACAUGAUUUCAGCCAUUGUAUUUAUGAUUUUGAGGAUGAGGAGGAGUUUCUUGCAGCAUGGAACUCCAUGCUGGAGAAGUACAAUCUCAAGGAUAAUGAAUGGUUGACUAAACUAUACGAGGAAAGGGAGAAAUGGGCUUUGGUGUAUUGCCGGCAUAUAUUCUGCGCAGACAUAAAAAGCACACUACAAGAGGAAACCUUAAGUACUCUGCUAAAAGAAUAUUUGAACUCUGGAAAAGAUCUAUCAGAAUUCCUUAAACUAUAUGAGAUGUUAGUAAAUGAGCGACGAUAUGCAGAGGUACAGGCUGAUUAUCAUGUGAACCAAGGUACUCCUAGGAUACCUCCUUUGAGGCUGCUGUGGCAGGCUGCAAAUGAAUACACCCCUGCAGUGUUUGAAAUGUUCAGGAGGGAGUUUGAAUUGUUCAUGGAUUGCAUGGUUUACAGUUGCGGUGAAGUUGGAACGUUGUCUGAUUACGAGGCUACUGUCAAGGAUAAAAGUAAAGAGCAAUUUAUUAGGUUUGACUCAUCAGAUGGUUCUAUCAUGUGUAGUUGCAGAAAGUUUGAGCAUGUUGGUAUUCAGUGUUGUCAUGUACUGAAAGUACUUGAUUUCAGAAAUAUUAAAGAGCUUCCACCACAAUACCUUCUAAAGAGGUGGAGAAAGGAUGCUAAAGCUGGAAGCAUAAGAGAGGGUCAUGGAUUAAUGCUUGAUGGUGACCCUGAGACAUCUCAACUACAUCGAUAUAACUCUCUUUGCCGGAUAUUAUAUAAAAUUGCAGCAAGGGCUGCAGAAAAUGAGGACACAUUCACAUUAAUGCUUAACCAAACAGAUCAGCUUCUUCAACAAGUUGAGCGAAUUUUGCAAACAAGGCUUCUUGAGAAACCAUCCCUUGCUAAUGCCUCAAGGGAUCAACAUAAUAAUCUGGCUGAGAGUGGAGAUGUACAGCAUGAUAAUAACUAUGAAAGCCAAAAGAUGAGUGGGAAAAAGAAGAAUAAUGGAGGUGUACGCCACAGGCAUCAAAGUGAGCAGGAGGCAAAUAGAAGGCAAAAAGUGAGAAAAGGACAACCUGAGAAGGCAGAAGUUGCACCAGGGGACAAUGGACCUCAUGUAGCACCGAGCAAUGUUCCCUCUCAAUCAAGAAAUCCUUCUAAUCAGUUCCUUGCACCAAAUCAUUUUAUGCAGGGUCCUUAUGUAAGUCCUCAUCAAUUUGGACUUGGCACAGCCCAAAACUUUCAUCCCAUGGCCCAAUUUGGUCAGGACUCUUCAUCUUCUGCUUUACAGCAGCAACUGUUCCAUGGCAGUGCCCACUUGACUCAGGGUUACCCAACUCCUGAUAUUCAUGCCCUACAAUUUGUUGGGAGCAAUCCCCAGCUAGACCACCAGGGUGGUGACCAAGGGCACUGUGCUAUUCCAGUGUGGGAUUUCUUAUGAUGUCUAUCUCAUUCCCCAAAAUCUUGAUUGGAGAUCUAUUUGGGCAUGGAAGGCAAAGUUCUUUUGAUGUAAGUUUGUAAACUAGCUUGCCACAUCUUCCACGUGACGCGCCACAGCUAAAAUUCUGUACAGCAAACUUCAGAUGUGAGACGUGCAUAAUCAGCAAGCACUAGUCAUAUUUGGAAGAAAACAUUAAAAAGCAAUAUAGAAAUUAUGGCACACAGAUCAGUAGGUGUCCUCCAGUGUUGUAAGUCUGUGAUAUUUUCUCUUUUUUUCUUUUUGGCCUUUUCCCAUGUAUUUUGUGUAUUAGAGAUAGACUUUGUUGUUAAUCAUCAUUGUAGCCAGGAACUUGUAUUUAUUUUUGUCACAAAUAAAUCGCAUAUCAUCUAUCUUUAGAUCUUCAUCUUUUCACUGAAGGAACACUUUAAAGUUUGCAUGAUUGUCAAUAUUGAUAAUUCAUUUGGAAAAAGCUUAUUUUGGUGAAAGUCUUUUUAUGUUGCUCAUAUGUGUGCUCAUCUAGAACUAGCAUCACCUUUGUAUUUGUUUUCUAAGACUAGAUUUUCACUUUCCAAGUUUCGUAAGGUUGCCCUUGCAGCAACAUUCUACCUAGGGACUCGUCCAUGGAAGAUGAGAUUAUGUAGGCCUAAAAUUUGGCAAGCACUAUGUAUAGGAAAAUAAAUUUGGAUGGUCAUAUUCUUUUCGGCUUGAUUUUAAUUAUUUAACUUGAUGGAUGCACAUUCCCCACCUAUGUAUUUCUUUUUUUUUGUUUUUUGGAUGCCCUUUGUAAGGAAAUGCUAGCUAGGUAUGAGACCGUGGAAGAUGGGAUUAUGCACUAGAGAUUGGGCAUGUGCUAUGCUUGUAAGAAAAAGUAUGGAUGACUUUUUUCAUUUGAUAAAGAAUAUUUUAUCAAUUAUCUAAUUGGAUAAAUAUAUUUCAGCUAGGGAGUUAUCACCCUUCCUUCACAAGUAUAGAUUUUUACUUUAGCAAUGUGAUCCAGGAGGAACACUUGAUCUGUCAACUGACCACUUUGGGUAGGUCUGACAAGAUCUGGGAGCAAGAUCUAUUCAUUUGGGAAGUGAAACUUGGAAAGCCAUAAUUCUAAUAAUUUAGCAAUGUUAUAAAAGAUAAAGUUGAUAUAGAAGUCAAGAUCCAGCUUUUAUAAAAUCAAAAUAAUAAUAAUAAUAUUUUUUUCGUUUUGAAAUAACUAAUCCUAACUAAGAGGAAUUUGCCUUGGAAAAGGAUAGAGCUUUCUAAUAUAAAUAGGGAAUUUGUACCACAAUUUUUGUACACAUGGAGGAGGAUAAAAAUAAAAGUGUUUUUGCCUUCUCUCUACCUAAUUUCUUGUUUUAACUAGAAAAGAAAUCCAAUCCAAAUUCAAGAGAGUGAAGCUCACUAGUAUGACUCUAGGUAUUGGUUUUAAAUAUUCUUAAUGAAAGAAAAGGGGAUCUGGACCUUAUAUUUACUAUUUAUCUUAUUCUCUCUUAUUCUUUUGAGUGGUCCAAGUUGAGCAUGUUGAACAAAAUCCUUCUCCUUGACAAGGUCACAGCAGAACCAGUUUCGGUUGUCAGUUUCACAGAAUUUGCUUAUACUAGAAAAAAAAUCUGUUUAUCAAAAUUUUAUAUUAUAGAAAUUAUUGAUAUGAAUAAAAUUGGAAAGAUAUGUGAACCCCUAAUACAUGCCCAUCAUCCUAAUCCCCCCUUAUCUAUAAUCUAUACAAUUUAUAUUCAAAUUUUAUCUCUCUAAGUUGACCGAAUUGAUUUUAGGUUAUUGAUAAAUGAGUUUUUAAUUUUAAACAUGCAUUUGAGCAUGGUUGUGUAGUGUACUAAAUGGUACUUACACCGGGGAUGAGAAUUGAAUUCCCUUCUCGAAGGCUACAUGAAGCUUAAAGUGUUCAUAUUUUAUUCUCUGGCCUUUGCUUCCUCUUCUAUCGACUUCAUUACUGCAGGUUUAUAUUUCUUUCUGGUCAUCAUGGUUUUUAGUAGUUUUUUGAGUCACAAGUACCAGCAAGCGUAUGCUAUACAGGUGUCAGUGAGUUCUGCAUUUGUUUCUUUCAUUGGAUUGGAAAGAUUUACAGUUGCUAGAAUAGAAUUUUGUCGUGGUUUGGCACUUGGUGAUUGAGCCGGAGUUACUGCAUACAAUGAAAUUCAAGGAGGUUAUAUUAAUUAUUUUCGAGUGUGGUUGAUUGAUUACUACUAGAAAACAUACCAUAUUUAUUUCCUUUAGAUGAUUUAAAAAUACUUGGUGAAUGGAGCACAGGUAUAGCAUUAUUAUUGAAAAUAAUUUCAGACGCACUUCAAGCAGUUCUAAUCUCUCAUUAUCUUUUUGGUUUACCUUUUCCUUUCUUCUUUAAGCUUGUGGGGUUUGUGCAGGAUGGCUGUAGAGGAGGAUAGGGUUGUGAAUUAUUAUUUCUUACACGAAGGCUAACAUGGAUGUGAUUAAUGGAGCAAAAGUAAUGAACGAUUACAAAAGCUUCAGAUCGAAUGGUGUAAAGGGAAAAAUUUAUGAUAGAGUGGACGACGUCGAUUGGCUAAUGGCUAGAACCUACUACCCACCUUUGAAGUGACUGUAUGCGACUGAGGCUGCAGUUUAGAUGUGGAGUUUCACAAUUACUUGAAUUAUAGGCAUCGACAUGGCAUUGCUGCACCCUCUUUUGCUUGUUCAGGUUGGUCGUGGAUGGAAAGUCGUGGAGGUUGGCAGGAUUGCUCAUGCUUCUGUACAUCUGUUGGCACAAAGAUAAAGAAAGACGACUUGUUA
Messenger RNA from Phoenix dactylifera (date palm), 6821 nucleotides. Lineage: Eukaryota; Viridiplantae; Streptophyta; Magnoliopsida; Arecales; Arecaceae. The record is from RefSeq and is a predicted model, not a curated record.